GAAUCAGAGUCCAGCUGUGUGUCUAUGAGGAGCAAUGAUAAAUCUGUGCAUCAGCCAUUACAUGUUAGGAGUGGAGACACAGAGACUGAUCUCAGCCAUGAAGCCCUCAACACAUUUAGAUCAAAUCUGCUGAAGAAGUUUGAGUGUCUGUAUGAGGGAACAGCAGCACAGGGAAACCCAACAGUCCUGAAUGAGAUCUACACAGAGCUCUACAUCACAGAGAGUGAGAGUGGAGAGAUCAGUCAUGAGCAUGAGGUGAGACAGAUUGAGACACAAUCCAGGAGAUCAACAACAGAUACAGCGAUCAAAUGCAGAGACAUCUUUACACCUUUACCUGGACAAGACAAAGCCAUCAGAACUGUGCUGACGAAGGGAGUCGCUGGCAUCGGAAAAACAGUCUCUGUGCAGAAGUUCAUCCUGGACUGGGCUGAAGAGAAGGAGAAUCAGGACGUCCAGCUCAUAUUUCCACUUCCUUUCAGAGAGAUCAAUCUGAUGAAGGACAAAACACUCAGUCUGUCAGAUCUUCUUCAGCUGUUUUUCCCUCAAACUAAAGAAAUGGAAAUAUCCAGUGACAAAUAUAAAGUGCUGUUUAUCUUUGAUGGUCUGGACGAGUGUCGUCUUCCCUUAAAUUUCAAAAGGAAUAAGACUCUGAGGGAUGUGACCAAAACAUCAUCAGUGGACGUGCUGCUGACAAACCUGACUGUGGGGAAUCUGCUUCCCUCUGCUCUCAUCUGGAUCACCUCCAGACCAGCAGCAGCAGAUCUCGUCCCCUCUGAGUGUGUCCAUCGAGUGACAGAGGUACGAGGCUUCAAUGAUCCUCAGAAGGAGGAAUACUUCAGCAAGAGAAUCAGUGAUCAGAGUCUGGCCAACACAAUCAUCUCACACCUCAAGUCCUCCAGGAGCCUCUACAUCAUGUGCCACAUCCCAGUGUUCUGCUGGAUCUCAGCCACUGUUCUGGAGAAGAUGUUGAGUGAAGCAGAGACUGCAGAGAUUCCCAAGACUCUCACUCAGAUGUACACACACUUCCUGAUCCUGCAGACCAACAUCAAACAUCAGAAGGACUAUGAGGAGAAGCUGACAGAUGAAGACAUGAUCCUCAAACUGGGGAAAGUGGCUUUUCAGCAGCUCAUGAAAGGCAAUAUAAUCUUCUAUGAGGAAGACCUGAGAGAGUGUGGCAUUGAUGUGGCAGAAGCUUUAGUUUACUCAGGAUUGUGCACUCAGAUCUUCAGAGAGGAGUUUGGCUUGUAUCAGGGGAAAGUCUUCAGCUUUGUUCAUCUGAGCAUUCAGGAACAUCUAGCGGCUCUAUAUGUGCACCUCUCCUGUAUAAACAACAACAGAAAUGAGUUUGAGCAAAUCAAAAAGCCGAGUUUGUGGUCUAAAGUUAAGGAUCAUUUGUAUUUAAAUUCAUCUCAACUUGUUUCAUUAUCUGAGCUGCAUCAGCGAGCUGUAAAUGAGGCUCUACAGAGUAAAAAUGGACAUCUGGAUCUUUUCCUGCGGUUUCUUCUGGGUCUGUCAGUAGAGUCUCAUCAGAUUCUUCUACAAAGACUAAUGAAACUGAGAAGCAGAUCAAUCCAGAAUAAUAAAACAGUCGAGUACAUCAAGAAGAAGAUCAGGACCAUCAACUCUCCAGAGAAAUUCAUCAAUCUGUUUCACUGUCUGAAUGAACUGGGUGAUCAUUCACUAGUGGAGGAAAUACAGCAGUAUCUGAAAUCUGGAAGAAUAAACAGAGCCAAACUCUCCUCAUCUCAGUGGUCAGCUGUAGCGUUUGUGUUGUUGACAUCAGAGAAGAAGCUGGAGGAGUUUAAUAUAAAUGAAUUUGUUGUUGGAUACAAAAAAACUGAAAAAUUGUUAAUUUUUAAGAAGCUGCUGCCCAUGAUUAGAGAAUGUAGAUCAGUUCAGUUGAGAGAUUGUGGUCUCAGUGGUAAAGAUCGUGCUGCUUUGGCCUCAGCUCUCAGAUCAAACCUUGAACACCUGAGAGAACUGGAUCUGUCCUGGAAUAAUCUAGGAGAUUCAGUGACUCUUCUCUCUGCUGCAGUGGAGGAUCCUCACUGUAAACUGGAGACACUGAGGUUGAGUAAUUGUGGUCUCACAGAUGAAGGUUGUGCUGCUUUGGCUUUAGCUCUGAGAUCAAACCCUGAACACCUGAGAGAUCUGGAUCUGUCUGAAAAUAAACUAUCAAAAUCUACAGUCAAGCUGUUCUCUGAUCUAAAAGACGACUCGCAUAAUAAACUGAAAACAUUAUACAUUUGAUUCUCAGUGUUUAGUUUGCUCAGGAUCUGCUGAUGGUGAAUGAGGAGAAAUGUCACAGACACACAAUCAGCACACACUGAAGACACACAGACUCACACUGACUGCACUGGUUUGUUUUUAUAUGUAAUGACAAGGAAAAUGUAAAUGACUCCAUUAUCUUGUUCAGAUAUUGAUUAGUGUAUACUAGAAAAGAGGAUUUGACUAUGACAACACUAAAACACAUUUGUUUUUAUCAGCUAGUCUUUGAUAAAUAAAUAUAAAUAUGAAAUGUGUUGUGCAGUACAGACAGCUCUGUUAUGUUGGAAAAAUCAGAUUCAUUGGCUAAAAUUACUCUUUGUUUUUAGUAUAAACUUGGUUUAACAAGGUUUACAUGGUGAAAGUCCAGAUUUAAACUACAGAAGAGAUGCAACAGAAAUGUGUCCGUCAGCACAGAACACGCUCCUCUAUUAAUGUUCUCACUCAACUUUCCUCAGUGACAAACAUUUCUGAAAGAGCUGAAACAAACUCAGAGCAGUCACUGUUGAAGACUUGUUCAGUAUCUACAGAGAACUAUAUCCAAUGAUUUGGAGUUGAGUGAAGACUCAAAUAUUUAGUAAAGAUGAGCUGAUUGAAAGAUCAGAUUUUACUGAUGCUACAAAUAGAUAUUUUCAGUGUUUUGAAUAAAUACAUGAAGGAAUUUUGCUGCAAAACAACCAAGCAGCUGUAAAAUUGUCGUUUU
Molecule: messenger RNA, 2968 nt
Organism: Danio rerio (zebrafish)
Lineage: Eukaryota; Metazoa; Chordata; Actinopteri; Cypriniformes; Danionidae
Source: RefSeq, a predicted model, not a curated record